AGCAAAUCCUUACCUCUGCUCGUAAUCCCGAUUCGUAACAAUCCAGCUCAAUCCUUUUUUUCCUCUUGAUUUUCCUUUGAUUUUCCAUUGAGAUGAAGCAUUUGAGUGCGUCGCUGGCCGUCGUUGCCUUCUGCGUGAUUGUCUCGCUCGCGACAAGCAUCUACGCCGUGCCCAUUGCCAUUGCCCAGAAGCCCGACUCUGCCGCCAUGGCCGAGCGCGACUACCACCGGGUGGGUCUUGCGGCCAAGCUCGCCCGCCUCAACAACAACAACCACAAGAAGAUCCAGCUGCCCGCCGCCCGCGUCGGCAACGAGUCCGAUUGGUCGUCGUGUAUUGACAUUCCGGUGCUCGGCGAGACGUGCCUCGUUCUCUAUGUCAUUCCGGAGAAUCUUACUCUCGGCGCCAAGCUCACCAUUGACAACCACACUGUUCUCGACGAGGAGCUGGACGGCAACCACAUCUGCCUCUCGGACACUUCGCUUCUGUCGCUGCUCGAGCUCAUUCCCGCACUGAUCCCGUUCAAGGCCAUCAUCGACGCCAUCAUCAAGGCCGACAAGUACAUUCCCGCCCACAUUCUCAGCAUUUGCCUCAACCUCACCAACGUCGUGUUCAAUUCGACGUCUGUUUCCGGCUGCGCUGAUCUUGACAGCAAUAUCAUGUGCUUCGAGUCCAAGUGCCUGUACUCUGGCGACGACAGCUUUGGCUGCUUCAACAUUCCCACCUUUUAAGCGUGGCGCAGUCCGAUAGUCUCGUGCCGGAGCGGUGUGAAUACAACAUGUUUGCGAAAUGCUCUCGCCGUCUUUCGUGCUUUCUUUCUUUGUACUGCAUUUUUUUGAAAGAAAGUCCACGUUCAGUUUCA
Messenger RNA from Capsaspora owczarzaki ATCC 30864, 859 nucleotides. RefSeq lists its product as hypothetical. Lineage: Eukaryota; Filasterea; Ministeriida; Capsasporidae. The record is from RefSeq and is a predicted model, not a curated record. The transcript is spliced from 5 exons. The coding region runs from base 93 to 728 and encodes 211 amino acids.